This is a messenger RNA of Metarhizium brunneum ARSEF 3297, 2145 nucleotides long. RefSeq lists its product as uncharacterized. Lineage: Eukaryota; Fungi; Ascomycota; Sordariomycetes; Hypocreales; Clavicipitaceae. Gene Ontology annotation, molecular function: protein binding. The record is from RefSeq and is a predicted model, not a curated record.
AUGGAAACAUUUGCGCACCUCAACGGCCACCGCCAGCAUGCGUCUGCGGCAUUGACUCCGAAUCAUGAUCAAAACCACCUCUCCUCGUCCAAUACUCGGGACGAUAUCGCGCCAGACCCUCUCGUAGAAUCACCGAGCUCCCCCUCUCCCGACCUUCCUCCUGCCCAACAACCUUCUCGAGAUAACUGCGACCGGAGGAGACCCCAAGAGGAGGAUAAUACCCGCCUCAAGAAGAUGGCCUCCGAACUUGUGGUGAAGACGGUCAGCCCGUUUCUCAAGGAACACAUCCCUGGACUUUAUGCCCCCGUUGGAAAAGACAACACCAAGACUGGCGCAAAAAGUCCUGCAACCUGGACCCGCAUCAAGGAUCCCAAUACUAAAUUCUGUUAUCGACAUCGCCCUGAUUCAAAGUGUCGCCGAGCAGCAGACGAGACCAAGAUGGGCUUUAUACAAAGUGAACUCAACAGCCUCCCCACCGCCGACCAAGAAGCCAUUACACAUGUCUGGUCGCUUUUCUCUGCUGCGCCAUCCAAGCAGCGAGAAUUGAUGUUGCAGGGAAUCAUCACCCAAUGCUGCUUCCCCCAACUGUCCACCGUUUCCCGUGAAGUUCAGGAACAACUCAAGAUCGACUUCCUCGCUGCCUUGCCGACGGAGCUGUCGUACAAGAUUCUUAGUCAUCUUGAUACUGUUUCACUGUGUAAAGCUGCUCAAGUCAGUCGACGAUGGCGCAGUUUAGCAGAUGAUGACGUCGUGUGGCACAGAAUGUGCGAGCAACAUAUUGAUAGGAAAUGCACCAAGUGCGGCUGGGGCCUGCCGCUCCUGGAAAAGAAGAAACUCAUGGCCUGGAGCCGACAUCAAACCGCCCAUCACCGCCACGAUCAGGCAGAGCGCGCGGGGCCCUCUGUUGAGACAAAUGGCCACCGUGCCGACUCUCCCGAAUCGAACAAGCGAUCGAACCCCAGCGCUGACGACGGGCCAUCCAAGAGACCACGACUGAGUGGCCCUAGCAAUUCUCGGUCUCAUCUCGACAACGAGCGCAAGUUUCGCCCGUGGAAGGAUGUCUACCGUGAUCGAUACAAGGUCGGGUUUAACUGGAAGACGGGGCGAUGCACAAUCAAAACGUUCAAGGGGCACGAGAACGGCGUCACCUGUCUUCAAUUCGACCACAACAUCUUGGCAACGGGCUCCUACGAUACUACUAUCAAGAUUUGGAACAUUGAGACUGGUGAAGUCAUUCGGACGCUACGUGGUCAUACCUCUACUGUUCGUUGCCUGCAGUUUGACGAUUCCAAGCUGAUUAGUGGGAGCUUCGACAAAACCAUCAAGAUUUGGAAUUGGCAGACGGGGGAGUGUCUUAGCACUUUGCAAUGCCAUACCGAAGGUGUCUUGUCGGUUCACUUUGACGGAUGCACGCUAGCCUCUGGAUCAAUCGACAAGACGGUCAAGAUUUUCAGCUUUGGCAACAAGGAGACCUUCUCUCUGCGUGGCCAUACAGAUUGGGUCAACCACGUCCGAAUCGACUCGCCAUCGAGGACAGUAUUUUCCGCAUCCGACGACAUGACUGUGAAGUUGUGGGACCUGGAUUCGAAGCAGUGCAUCAAGACGUUCCGCGGGCACGUCGGCCAAGUACAGCAGGUGCUCCUAAUGCCGCAGGACUUUGAGCCAGAUGAAAUCCCCAGUGACGACAAGGCCGACACCAUCUCUGUACACAGCAAUCGCAGCGCGACGCCGACGCCAAUCCCAGAGCAGCCAGAUGACUCGAGAGCAUCAUUCGGCUGUGGCUUUACGCAUGACACCACAAGACCUCUGCCUCCACGAUACAUGUUGACGGGUGGUCUGGAUAAUACCGUCCGACUCUGGGACAUUGUCACAGGCAAAUGCAUCAGGAGUAUGUUUGGCCAUGUCGAAGGUAUCUGGGGUCUUGUGGGCGACACACUACGUGUCGUGACUGGUGCCAACGACUCCAUGACCAAGAUUUGGGAGCCUCGCUCUGGAAAGUGUGAGCGAAGUUUCACGGGCCAUGCAGGGCCAGUUACUUGCGUUGGUCUCAGCGACAGCCGCAUGGCCAGCGGCAGCGAAGACGGCGAAGUCCGUCUGUACAGUUUCGAGGGUGAGACUCUGGAAGAACGAGGAACGCCAUCAUAA